Molecule: messenger RNA, 348 nt
Organism: Caenorhabditis remanei
Lineage: Eukaryota; Metazoa; Nematoda; Chromadorea; Rhabditida; Rhabditidae
Exons: 1
Coding region: 1-348 (115 amino acids)
Source: RefSeq, a predicted model, not a curated record
AUGAACUCCGACUGGCUCCGCAAAAUUUGCGAAGUUUGUUCAGAUGUCCGAAAUGUGUUUCUGUCUGACGUUUUUUUGAGUUCUUCCAGAGUCAACUCCAAUCGAAAAGUUGCGAAAUCCGGAAAACGUCGUUCCGAGGAGAGCCAACCGUGCUGCUCAUCAUCUGUAAAGAAAGCGCCUCGAGGAAAGAAAAAUGAGAAAUCGAAUGAACCCGAUCUGAAAGAUGAACUGGAGAAGGAUAUUGAAAGAGCUCAAAAACAAGAGGAAGAGAUAAAGAAAGAUGUGAAAAUGGUUCUUGAGUUAGAAAUGGGUGCGAAGAAGGGGAGGAAGAGAAACGAGAGUGUAUGA